Messenger RNA from Staurois parvus, 595 nucleotides. The record is from the annotation of a GenBank genome assembly. NCBI's taxonomy places the organism in Eukaryota, Metazoa, Chordata, Amphibia, Anura, Ranidae.
GGGCACCAGGUCAUCUGGCUCAACAGCGGGCAUCGGGUCACCAGGCACGACAGCAGGCAUCGGGUCACCAGGCAUCAGGUCAUCUGGCUCGACAGCGGGCAUCGGGUCACCAGGUAUGACAGCGGGCACUGGGUCAUCAGGCAUUGGAUCGUCUGGCUCGACAGCGGGCAUCAAGUCAUCAGGCACGACAGCGGGCAUCGGGUCACCAGGCAUGACAGUGGGCACUGGGUCAUCAGGCAUUGGAUCAUCUGGCAAGACUGCGGGCACCGAGUCAUCUGGCAAGACCGCGGGCACCUAGUCAUCUGGCAAGACCGCGGGCACCAAGUCAUCUGGCAAGACCGCAGGCUCCGAGUCAUCUGGCAAGACCGCAGGCCCCGAGUCACCAGGCACAACAGCGGGCUCUGAGUCAACCGGCCCGACAGCAGGCUCCGAGUCAACUGGCAAGACAGUGGGCACCAAGUCAUCUGGCGGAACAGCGGGCAUCGAGUCAUCUGGCAAGACAGCGGGCACCGAGUCACCUGGCAUAAUAGGAUCAUCAGGCUGGAUCAGCUGGGUAGAGACAUCAGGCUGAAUUGUGGGUGCCGAGGCACCAGGC